GUCCACUUACAAAGAAAGCCUACACUGCAAUGGAGUUGCAGUGAAGAAGAUGAAGAAGAAGUGUGCAGACAGGAAGCAUAUAUGGCCAUUGAUGCAGAAUCAGAGGAUGAAGACAUCAACCAGGUGAAAUCCUAUUAUUCUGAUUCUUUUAGUGAAGAUGAUCAAAUGUUAGUAACCAUACGAGAUAUUCAAAAGAAAUUUGCUAAUGUUAAGCAAAAACACAUCAGAACUAAAGGAGAAUUUGAAGUGUUAUCAUCAAACUAUGAAUCACUCAAAAUAGAGAAUCACAAACUGGAAAACACCUUGAAAAAUGCCUUGAAUGAGAAUGAAACUCUUAAAACGAAGCUUGCUGCCUCAGAGGAUAGAGUAAGGUAUCUAGAAAGAAACAUAGUCUCAAGUCUAUCUAACAGGUUCAGAAGUCGAAAGACAAUUGAGUGCUACUACUGUCACAAACUUGGUCAUCAUAUAAGCAAGUGCAGAAAACUCAUUGCUAAAGAUAAUAAAAUCAAGAAUGCUUCAAGUUUCACUCAUAACCAUACUGAGUGCUCACAUAAAAAAUUUCAGGUCUUAAAAGAACCUAAACUUGUGUGGGUACCUAAAAACAAGUAAUUCAUCUCUUUUGCAGACCUGUCUCCAAGUGAGCAUGGAAGGCAGUGUUUGGAUUCUUGACAGUGGUUGCUCACAUCAUAUGACUGGGGAUAAAAAGCUUUUUACUGAUCUCACACUAAGAAAGAGAGGUAAAGUUUACUUUGGUGAUAAUUACAGUACAGAAAUUCUAGGUAAAGGAACCAUAGGUAACUCACCCUCUAUAAGCAAUGUUAUGUUUGUAAAAGACUUAAAACACAACCUUCUUUCCAUAAGUCAACUAUGUAAAAAUGAAAACCGAGUCUUAUUUGAACCAAAUGGAUGUGUCGUCGAAAAUAUCUUAACCAAGAAGACUCUGUUCACUGGAAAACGAAGAGGGAAACUGUUUAUUAUUGAUCUAAAUGACAAAAAGACUUUUAAUGAAUCAUGUCUCAUAACAGUUGACAAAGAUGACCAACUAGAAUGGCAUCGGAGGUUAGGGCACAUAAGUGUGGGAAUUCUAUCUAAACUAGUAAACUUAGAACUAGUUAGAGGUGUUCCUAAGAUCCAUAGCAAGAAAGAGUUUUUCUGCGAUGCGUGCACAAAGGGAAAACAUACUAGAACCUCCUUCAAAACAAAACAAGUUCUGUCCACAAAUAGACCUCUUGAAUUACUUCAUCUAGAUCUUUUUGGUCCCAGUAAUGUCAUGAGUCUAGGAGGAAAAUAUUAUGCCUUUGUCAUUGUAGAUGACUUUUCAAGGUUCACCUGGGUUCUUUUCCUUUCAAGCAAAGAUGAAGCCUUUUUGAAAUUCAAAAAUUUUGUCAAACAGGUUGAAAAUGAGAAACAAUCUAAAAUAAUAAACAUCAGGAGUGAUCAUGGAGGUGAAUUCGAAUCAGACAAAUUUGAGGAAUUCUGUAACAUAAAUGGAAUUUUACACAACUUUUCAGCUCCCAGAACACCACAACAAAAUGGUGUAGUGGAGAGAAAGAAUAGAACCUUAAUAGAGAUAGGGAGAACUAUGCUGAAUGACUAUGGUGUGUCUAAGAAAUUCUGGGCAGAGGCUAUUAACACAGCUUGCUACAUAAUUAAUAGGGCUUUAAUUCGAUCCAAAUUAAACAAAACCCCUUAUGAACUUUGGAAAAAUCGAAAAACCUAAUCUAAGUUAUUUCCACCCUUUUGGUUGUAAAUGCUUCAUAUUAAAUACAAAGGAUACUUUGGGAAAAUUUGACUCUAAGUCAGAUGAAUCGAUCUUUCUUGGUUAUUCUAUCAACAGUAGAGCAUACAGGGUGCUUAAUAAAAGGACUCUCAAGGUAGAAGAGUCCAUUAAUGUUAUAUUUGAUGAGUCUGUGAGUAAGAUUGCAGAAGUAAUAGAUGAUGAUGAUGACUUUGGUAUUGGGGGGAACCAAUGCAAGGACUCAAAGAUAGUGAGUUCAGAGACAUCCUCAACUGUAGAAAACACAGACAUGGACAGACCUGAAGCACCUCCUCACAUACAGAAACGUCACCCCAGCUCACAGAUCAUUGGUGAUCUGAAUCAAGGUAUGGUGACUCGAUCCAAGGUCUAUCCUGAGCAUACUGCAUUCAUCUCUCAAAUCUUGCCUAAGAAUAUAGAUGAGGCUCUAGAAGAUGAAUUUUGGACAGCAGCUAUGCAUGAUGAAAUGCAUCAGUUUGAAAGAACCAGAGUUUGGGAUCUAGUUCCCAAACCAGAAAACAGAACCAUAAUAGGUACAAAAUGGGUUUACAAAAAUAAAACUGAUGAAAGUGAUAUUAUCAAGAAAAAUAAAGCUAGACUUGUAGCUCAAGGGUAUAAUCAAGAAGAAGGAAUCGACUUUGAUGAAACCUUUGCACCUGUUGCCAGAUUAGAAGCCAUAAGGCUUCUCUGUGCUUAUGCAGCAGCAAAAGGGUUUAAACUGUUUCAAAUGGAUGUCAAAAGUGCCUUUUUAAAUGGUGACCUAAAAGAAGAAGUUUAUGUGUCUCAACCUCCUGGGUUCGAAGACUCAGAACAUCCAGAAUAUGUUUAUAAGCUUAACAAAGCCCUCUAUGGUCUUAAGCAGGCUCCUCGAGCCUGGUAUGACAAACUCAGUCAGUUUUUGAUAGAUGAUGGGUUUCAUAGGGGAAAAGUUGAUAAAACAUUGUUCAUCAAAAGGUCAAAUAGUCAUACUUUGUUAGUACAAGUCUAUGUAGACGAUAUUAUUUUCGGAUCCUCUUGUCCUGAACUGUGUCUUAACUUUGAAAACAGCAUGAAAAGGGCCUUUGAAAUGAGUCUUAUAGGUGAACUGAACUUUUUUCUUGGACUACAAGUUAAACAAACUAAUUCGGGUACUUUUAUAAGUCAAAGUAAAUACCUUCAUAACAUGCUAAAACGCUUUAACCUUGGAAAUCUCAAGUCUGCUCCUACUCCCAUGGGUUCUUCAACUAAAUUAACAAAAGAUGAAACUGGGAAUAAUGUUGAUCACAAACUCUUUAGGGGAAUGAUUGGUUCUUUACUGUACUUAACAGCAGUCGCCCAGAUAUAAUGUAUAGUGUUUGUGUAUGUGCUCGGUUUCAAAGCCAACCUAAAGAAAGCCAACCUAAAGACUAGAGUGCUAGCUGGAACCCCUGACCUAGGAUUGUGGUACUCUAAGCACUCUAGUCUAGACUUAGUUAGUUACACAGAUUCCGAUUACGCAGGCUGUGUGAUUGAUCGUAGAAGUACCUCUGGUGCUUGUCACUUCCUAGGGUCUUCUCUCAUUUCUUGGUUCAGCAAAAAGCAGAACUCAGUGGCACUUUCUACUGCAGAAGCAGAGUAUGUAGCUGCUGGAUUCUGUUGCACUCAAGUGCUCUGGCUGAAAUAUCAGUUAAUUGACUAUGGAAUCACUUUAGGGUCACUUCCUAUUUUCUGUGACAAUACCAGUGCUAUAAACAUGUCUAAAAACCCUAUCCAACAUUCUCGGACUAAACACAUUGAAGUCCGAUAUCACUUCAUUAGAGACUUAGUCCAGGAUGGUAAAAUUCAUCUUGAGUUUAUUAGAACUGAGUGUCAAUGGGCGGAUAUCUUUACCAAAUCCUUGCCCUCUUAUCAAUUCCUACAUAUCAGGCGCGAAUUAGGAUUAUUCUCUCUCCAGGAUCUGCCUAAUUUUCAGUAAUUCAUUCCCUUUGCCUUUCUGUCACUCUCAAAUUGAUUCUUCUUCCCUUUUCUUACUCUGCUAAUGAAUCCCCAUCCUUCUGGCAAAUUACCAUAUCCUCUCCUGCUCUCCCCAUAAAAACCCUUCGUCCUUAGGUUCCCUCACACACACACUCUCGUUUCCAGCACAAAUUCUCUCUUUUCAAACACAUCCUUUCAUCAUGGUGCUCAAUAACCCUCAGCUGCACCCUGCUGUUACCUUCUCCAACAAGGUAUUCAGGAAGGAUAAAGAGUUUUCUCGCUAUGUUCGUCGCUUUCGUGAUCGAGCAAUUUACCCCUCCUUCACCAUUCAACCAUCUGCCUUCUCCAAGUACGAUAUGGAUAUAUCUACCUUGAUUCGCAACCUUGGAUGGGAAUCUCUGUUUGAAGAUCAACGGUUUACCUACUGUCCCGAGGCUGUGAGGCUGUUCUAUGUGAACCUCAAACGUGGUUCUGGCGCUGAUCUCUAUUCCUUCAAAACCACGGUCGGCAAUCUUGAGAUCACAGUCACUGCUGAUCUGCUUGCCAGUGAGCUAGGGCUGCCUCACAAUGGUCUCAAGGCAGGGGACGAUGGCCAGUUCCAUGAUUACAAUUUUGACUACCAUCAUGUCCAUAACUCCCUUGUGCAUGACAUUGGUCGAUAUUUUCCCAAUCGCCUUGAUGCUGGGCGUCUUCCAGAUGAUCUGCGUGUUCUUCAUUUCUUCAUCACUAGGAUUCUUCUGCCCAGAUCUCUAUCGAGUGCCACGCUAUUGCACACUACUAAUCUCUGGAUCCUUCAUCAUGCUCGGUCUGGUCAGGCUAUCAGCUAUGCCUCCUUGGUCUUUUGCCAUCUUGUCAAGUAUGGAGAUGACAAUUAUGAUGGUUGGUUGCCUCUGGCACCUCUCAUCACCCAGCUUCUGGGGAAGUUAGGAGUUGAUCUUCGUGACAAGGUCACACUUUGCAACGUUCAUGAUGACCUGAAAGCCCAACAUGUCCUUGCUCGUCUCGAUGCAAGUGUUGGACCCCGCAAGCCUGUCACUGGCUCAGGGGGAGAGGUUGCUGCUUUGGUCAAAGCCCUAGUGUCUGCUGCUGAAGUGGUUGUCGACCGUGAGCUAACUGGUUACUCCAGUGAGAAUCUCAAAGGGAAGCGGAAGAUUCCUGUAACCACUCUGACAUCCUUGUCUACUCGGUUGAAACUCCUCAGAGACGGAGGUGGAGCAAGCUCAUCCAGCAUCAGGGAGGAGGAUGAAGCUGUUGAAGAAUCUGAAGAGUUCGGGGAUAUCUCAGAUUAUGACUCUCCUCCUCACUAUCCCUUUUAGACCAAGUCUUAAGUCUCUUUUAGAAUUCUGUCCAGGGUCUAGGUCUAAGUUAUCUAGAUCAAAGAGCAGCCUUAGCUGUUCCCUGUAAUGCUUCUCAAUUUCUCUAAUGAAUAAAGUUCCAUCUUGAGUGGAUAUUGAAUUUCUUCUGUAGAACAGGCUGCACCGAUUUGUUUGCUGAGUUGAUGCAGGUAAGCAGCAAUCAAGGAGCCAUUGACAAGCUUAGGGGGAGCAUGUUGAAGGAAGCUCGGUCAAUGGCCCUGAUCAAGCAAAUAUAAACGGCACAAUUAGCUGAAUUGGAAAGAAAUCAAGUAUGAUGCAGUACCAUUUUUAUCAUGAGUCAAAGAUGGAAGGUUUCUAAAAGAGACGUUGAGGAAAGCAUGAAUAUAAAGAGGAGCAGAUCAUAAACUAGGAGUUUAACCUUUUCAAUCGAACAAGAAGAGAAGUGCUGAGAAUUAGCUAGAGUUCUUGUUGUGAAAAGAGAGCAUAUCAGAGUGAUUGCUUAGUGGAUUAGGUUGAUGUCCUUUAUUCUUGAGUGACAGUUCAAUCUAGUGAGAGUGAUCUACCAGCUGAAGGCUGAGAGUUCUCUGUUCAGACUUGUAACAGGAAACUUGAGCAACUAAGUCAUUAGUUAUACGUUGAAGAUCUCAAGAAGAGAUUCUUCAACCGUGGAUUAGUCAGUGCAGGGAUCCUUAUUCUCCCUGUACUGGAUACCACGUAAAAAUCCUCUGUGUCACAUCUGUACUUUCGUUUCUUGUUCUAUCUGAUAAACUGUCUGUGUGUUCUUGAGCUUAGUUUGAUACAGGGAAGGGAGCCUGAACUGAAGAACAGGAGAAGAUGAAGCUUACUUCAUAGCUUCUGUCCUUGGGUCGAUUAAGGGCUUUAAGUUUAGGGCCUUCAAAAUCAUUUCACUGGGCCGGGACUUAAAAACAGAACAGACAGGCCCACUAUUAAUUCCUUUCACUAGUCAUAAACUGAAUACUGUUUUACCUUCGUUAUUUCUUAUCGGUUUCACUCUACAUUCACAAGCUCUGUGUUAGGGUUUUGAUCUUUCAGAAAGCAAAUCAAAGCAAAUCGCCGUUGGUCUCGCGCUCGACCUCGUUCAACAUUAUGGAGUCCUAGCAGGGAACUUGAGUACGAGUAUUAUAUCAUAGACACUCCUGUAUAGAUUAAAGCUUGUGUAUUCUGUUUACAGAGCUACUGAUUUUUCUGCUUCUAAUGAAGGUGGUGACCCUAUUUUGGUUAAUGAAUUGUGGGAAAUGAAGUGUUAAGUUUCUUGAUGCUCUAUCAAUACUACUGUUUUGGUAUAGGAUUACUUGCUCAUUCCAGCUGACAUUCUGCUCCACUUUAUCUGUGACCGUCUAUCGUGAACAAAAACUACUCCAUGGAGUCCUAUAAGGGAACUUAAUAAGAUGCACAGUUAAUCAUAUUCGUUGCUUGAUCCAUUUCUGAUUUUGUCCCUUGUGACAAUAUUUCAGAAACUGAAAAUUAUUCUUAACUUGUGUCCUAAAAGGGGAUUUGAGACUCUGCAGAGAUGGACCUAAAAACUCCCCUGUACAGGUUGGUUAAAUAUGGAAAUGAAAGUUGGUUCUGGUUUUGCCUCAUAAUUUAGGUGAUGAUAACUGCAGUAUUGAUCUCUUUAGAGAACAAACCUAAUAGAACGUGGGAGUGAUGUGAUUACUGUUGUAUUGAUGAUGAUAAUUGCAGUAUCGGUGUCUCUUUAAAGAACACACUUGAUAGAACGUGGGAGUGAUGUGAUUACUGUUGUAUUGGUAUCUUAUACCAAAAUAAACUUAACGUGAAAACUCUGAUAUGAUUGUACUUUGCUAGUUGGAUUGUUGAUACCAUUCUCAAUUGCCCUUGGUAAUGAUUACUACUGCAUGGGUAUGGUAUACCAAUAUAAACUCUGAAAUGAGUUAAUUAAGUUUGAAGUAUCAG
Molecule: messenger RNA, 6939 nt
Organism: Linum trigynum
Lineage: Eukaryota; Viridiplantae; Streptophyta; Magnoliopsida; Malpighiales; Linaceae
Source: the annotation of a GenBank genome assembly